This is a messenger RNA of Debaryomyces tyrocola, 339 nucleotides long. NCBI's taxonomy places the organism in Eukaryota, Fungi, Ascomycota, Pichiomycetes, Serinales, Debaryomycetaceae. The record is from the annotation of a GenBank genome assembly.
AUGGUGGUCAGAGACCUAGCAAGACAUAAAAACAAGACAGAUAAUCACCAUUUGGGUUAUAUUAUAGUGCCAUUCUUUAAAAAUGAAUAUUUGCGUAGUGGCAAUGAAAAAUCGAUACAUGUGUUGAUAAUGGGAGCAAAUUCAUUGGCUUAUAGGUUUGAUGAAAAGGUCAAUUGUAUAAGAAGCAACUCGUGCCUAUUAAGGAAGAAAACAAUAGAACUUCUGAUUUUUAUAAAGAUUCGGUGGUCACAAUUGAUACUAUGGGAGAGGGCUUAUUGGAAUAACAACUAUCGGCUAAACAAUUUGACAUUGGCUUCAAAUAUUCAUAAUGGGUCCUAG